AUGGGCCCCAAAUGCCCCAUACGUGACGUGGAUAUUAUGGGCCCCUCGUGUCCCACUCAGGUGUUCCAAGACCACCUAUGCUACUUCUCUCUGAACGGCGACUCCGGGGUCAUUGAGUCCCCCUCGUACCCCGCCCCCUACGCCGUGUCCCGCGACUGCUGCUACGAUAUACGCNUUUUUAACUGCAUUUUUACUGCAGUGGAAGCACUGGACGUGGGGCUGGUCGCCCCCGGUGGAGGCUGUGCCACAGACUUCCUCAGCCUGCCGUCCUGCGCGCCGGAAACUGGGACAAGAAUCUGCGGUAACAACACAGGACAAGUUUACGAGUAUCUUUACCAACCAAAUGCACAGAGCAUUAGGUUCUUGUUCCACACAGACGACAUACGAGCGGGCCACACAGGCUUCCGUAUUAGGUACACACAGCUGCGCUCGUGUCCGGGUCCCUACCAGACCCAGAGUCCCCCAAUCUCCCCCAUCCCAGGGACGGGCCGGUCCCCAUGCUACACCCGUAUUAAUGACCUCUCUGGGUCCAUCAAUACCCCAUACUUCCCCAAGUUCUACCCCAACAACCUGGACUGCGUCUACGAGUUUGUCAGAGCGAGUCCUGCGUUCUGCGGCCUGCGCAUGCAGCGCGUUCAGUUCGAGCUCUCGCCGCCCCUGCAGACAGUCUUCGGUGGAGCCUGCACAGACUUCCUGCACCUGCCAUCCUGCGGAUUCCUGUGCGGCGAUAUCGACUUUGCCUGGAUUGUUGAAUUUCAACCUGGAGCGACCAGCCUCAAGUUUCAUUUCCACUCCGACGAAGAAGCGAGAUUCAACGGCUUCAGGAUUACCUUCGAGCAAGUCACGCAGUGCUGAUACUGUUAAUUACCUUCGAGCAAGUCACGCAGUGCUGAUACUGUUAAUUACCUUACUUGUAAAUCAGACGAAUGGCUGUCUCAGAAACAGUAAUAGUAUUGAACUAGUAUGACUUGAAUGAAUGAGCGGCAUCUCUGAGUUAUUCACUAUUAAAUAAAUGUAUGCGCUAGUGACAAUGUUUUGUAGCAUAAAGAAUAACUAUGUUGAUUUAGUAACAUCAUUGUAGUUUUGUAGUGUGAAGUCGUACAUCCGAACCUAAAAGACACAUCGCGUGGCUGCGAGAGCCGCCCAAUAAGCAAGGUCAUUUUACGCUAAUGAGAUUCACAUCAAAUAACGAUAACUUAUCAAUAAAUUCUUAAAUUACACUGAUAUUAAGGCAGUGGAUGCCAUCAAGAUAAUGUGCAUAUCUCAGUUAAGAAAGACUUAAUACUCACAGUUUUAAGUAAACAUUAAAACAAAGAUAUUCAGCUUUCAAGUUUUCAAGUGCGUUAAGAAGGCUGGACUAAAGGUAAUUGUAAUCAAUUACGAAGUUGAUGUUAGGCUUCGCUUUUUUUCAAGUAAACCUUUACCUACAUUGUAUUUUGCUCAAAAUCAUUAGUAAUCUUUGACUUAUCUUAAAUUGAAUGAGUGUUUAAGUUGAGAAAAAUGGAAUGUCUUGAAACGCUUAUGAAGGAAAUAAAACGUUAAUAAAUAUUAUCGUCGAAACUCGUGAAACGAAAUCGUGCCAAACUAAAGAUAAAAAUUUAUCUAAACUGUAGAUUUAAGUUUAGAUAAAUGAAAAAAUCUCAGAAAUCACGCACGUGAUUUCUGGGUGUAUUGCUUUUUUUUAAUAUUUCAAAUAUAUGUAAAGUAAGCAAUUGUAGAACGUCAGUUACAGCUUACGGCGUACACGGAGCUCAAGAUAAUGGACAAAUCAGAAAAAUGGAUGGAUCAAAUUGUUCAAAUCGUGACACAAUUUAGCCCCGUAGCACUGAUACGCCCCAUCGCCGUGCCAUACUGGGCCAGAAUGCCCAACACAUGGGCAACACGUGCAUCGCCUUACGGACAAAGGCCCACUCAUUUGUAUGAGUAUCACACGAAGUAACGUCGAUGUCGUCGACAAAUACGUCGUGAUCUAAUAAUGUCUAAUAAUAAUGUGAUAACAGGGGUUAUCAAACUGGGGUAAAUUACCUUAGAAGUAAUGUUCGAAUUUCCCAGAGGGUAAUGGAGGGUCGACAUCGAAAUUCAACACUGGUAACAUUUGUGAAAAGGCAACAUUCAUAUUGUGCUGUUGCAAAUAGGGUAAGAAGAAGAAAAUUUUUUGAAAUCAGUGCCUUAACUAAUGUAGUUAAAGUACUUAUUUAAAACAUUCUUUCAUGCCGGUCAGUGGCGAUGCAACUGCCGGGAAGUGACGUCAUUCCAUGUAAUGUUAUUCAUAAUAAAGUAGCAGCGCUAU
This is a messenger RNA of Hyalella azteca, 2290 nucleotides long. RefSeq names its product cubilin. The record is from RefSeq and is a predicted model, not a curated record. Gene Ontology annotation, molecular function: serine-type endopeptidase activity. Lineage: Eukaryota; Metazoa; Arthropoda; Malacostraca; Amphipoda; Hyalellidae.